AUGACUGCGCUUCCUAAGGCAGAGACACUUCCAGGGUGGGACUCUUCCCAGGGCACUUCCACAGCUCAACUGCUCUUUGCAGCCUAUUUGCAAGACAGCUACUGUCCAUAUAUCUAUCCUUAUUCUUCAGAAGAAGCUGCCCCUGAUUCUGCGCCCACCGUGACCAACAAGAUGGACAUAUCCCUGGACGACAUCAAUAAACUCAACAGGAGCCAGCGUGGCCAAUGCGGCGGGGACCGGGACCGGCACUGGGACCGAGAACGAGAUCGGGCUGGAGCCCAGGGGGGCCGCGACGUCUGGGGCGCGCAGGUGGCAGCCCGCAUAAGCCGAGGCGGGGGCCCCGUACGUAACAGGCAAGCCAUGGCCCGCGGAGGUGCCAGCGGCGGCAGCAGGAACCGACCCGCGCCCUACAGCCAACCCAAGCGGCUUCCACACAAGGGGCAGCCUGACGUGUUCCACAGUGACUUGGGAGGCCGGCCCGUACUUGAGACCGGCGCCAAACUGCUGAUCUCCAAUCUGGAUUGUGGGGUCUCGAAUGCCGAUAUCCAGGAACUAUUUGCUGCAUGUGGAACUCUGAAGAAGGCAGCUCUACAUUAUGAUCGCUCCGGCCGAAGCUUAGGGACAGCAGAUGUUCACUUUGAGCGAAAAGCAGAUGCUCUGAAGGCUAUGAAACGCUAUCAUGGUGUCACCUUGGAUGACAGACCUAUGAACAUACAGCUUGUUCUACCACAGACUCGUGCACAACGAAGACCCGCACAGAGUGGAAAGAGAGGGGGAAUGACUGGGAGCCGUGGUUCUGAAGGUGACACCCGGAGAGGCGGUCCUGGAGGCCCGCGAGGACCAGAACGAGGGACUGAAAGAAAUUCGAAACAGCUUUCCAUAGAAGAACUAGAUGCACAACUGGAUGCUUAUAAUGCCAUGAUUGAAUUCGACUUAAACUAG
This is a messenger RNA of Sarcophilus harrisii (Tasmanian devil), 942 nucleotides long. Its product is annotated as THO complex subunit 4-like. The record is from RefSeq and is a predicted model, not a curated record. NCBI's taxonomy places the organism in Eukaryota, Metazoa, Chordata, Mammalia, Dasyuromorphia, Dasyuridae. Gene Ontology annotation, biological process: mRNA export from nucleus. Gene Ontology annotation, cellular component: nucleus. The transcript is spliced from 4 exons. The coding region runs from base 1 to 942 and encodes 313 amino acids. Gene Ontology annotation, molecular function: mRNA binding.